This is a messenger RNA of Eleginops maclovinus (Patagonian blennie), 2363 nucleotides long. It is a transcript of the gene adrm1, whose product is annotated as ADRM1 26S proteasome ubiquitin receptor. Gene Ontology annotation, cellular component: nucleus; cytoplasm; proteasome regulatory particle, lid subcomplex. The record is from RefSeq and is a predicted model, not a curated record. Lineage: Eukaryota; Metazoa; Chordata; Actinopteri; Perciformes; Eleginopidae. Gene Ontology annotation, molecular function: proteasome binding; endopeptidase activator activity. The transcript has 10 exons. The coding region runs from base 205 to 1437 and encodes 410 amino acids.
ACCCUCCCACUCACUCUCACCCGCCCUCUACUACAAACCGCGUUCACGUUGACAGCAGACGGACGCGCUCACGUCUCAACAGGAAGUCGAUGUCGUUACUAGCAAAACGAACAAGAAGAAGAUAAGUAGUUGAUAAACUUUGCUAAUCCUUCUGCAGGUUAUUUCAGCUUCAGUAUUCAGGCUUGUUUACAAAGAGAUCUAAAGAUGUCGUCAGGUGCUCUGUUUCCAAGCUUGGUGAGUGGCUCCAGGGGAAGCUCCAGCAAGUACCUGGUUGAGUUUCGUGCUGGGAAAAUGACCCUGAAGGGGAACGUGGUGACACCGGACAAACGCAAAGGCACGGUGUACAUCCAGCAGUCAGACGACUCCCUGAUUCACUUCUGCUGGAAGGACAGGACAUCUGGGAAUGUUGAUGAUGACCUGAUUAUCUUCCCUGAUGACUGUGAAUUCAAGAAGGUGAGCCAGUGCACCACCGGACGAGUCUUUGUGCUGAAGUUCAAAGCCGGAUCCAAGAGACUGUUCUUCUGGAUGCAGGAGCCAAAGUCUGAUAAGGAUGACGAGUACUGUCGUAAAGUGAACGAGUACCUGAACAACCCUCCAAUUCCCGGAGCCGGAGGAAGCGGGGGAGGCAGCGGGCAUGAACUCUCUGCACUGGGAGGAGAGGGAGGCCUGCAAAACCUGCUGGGAAAUAUGAGCCACAACCAGCUGAUGCAGCUGAUCGGGCCGACAGGACUGGGAGGACUGGGAGGUCUGGGAGCUCUAGCAGGACCAGGACUCGCUAACUUGCUGGGCAGCGGAGGGCCAGCCACCAGCAGCUCCUCCUCCAGCUCUCGCAGCCAAUCAGCAGCUGCCACUCCUUCCUCAGGCGGGGCCACCAGACUGAGCACUACUCAGGCCCCAACCACCCCUGUGACUCCUGCUGCCUCGGUUGUCUCCCCUACUACUGUUGCUCCCUCCACACCAGCCUCAGCUCAGACCCCGCUGACCCCGGCCUCUGUCGGAAGCCCUGGCUCUCACCAGCCCAUCCAGCUCAGUGACCUUCAGAGCAUCCUCGCCACCAUGAACGUCCCAGCUACCUCAGCUGCUCAGGGAGCAGCAGUGGACCUAGCAAGCGUUUGCACCCCGGAGAUGAUGGCUCCCAUCCUGACCAACGCUGAGGUCCAGCAGAGGCUCCUGCCCUUCCUUCCCAGCGGAGAAAGUCUACCUCAGAGCGCUGAGGAGAUCCAGAACACCAUCAACUCCCCUCAGUUUCAACAGUCCAUGAGCAUGUUCAGCAGCGCUCUGGCCUCGGGGCAGCUCGGCCCGCUCAUGAACCAGUUCGGUUUGCCGGCUGAGGCUGUGGACGCCGCCAACAGAGGAGACGUGGAGGCGUUUGCCAAAGCCAUGCAGGGCAGUAAAGACGUGAAGAAGGAGGACGACGAAGACAUGAGUCUGGAUUAGAGCGCACACUGCCAAGCCUUUCCUUUAGGACCUUUUUCUCUUUAAAGUGGUCUUACACUUUUCUGUACCGAAUGCAACACUGCUGCUCACUCAGGAUGAAAAGUGUUAAGCAGAGCAGUUAACAUGUGUGUUUUUACGGUGAUUAUCAUUUAUCACCAGCUCUGUUGCAGUGUGUCAGCCUUACAUGUGAGUGAUUUCUUUCUAUUUAAAAGGCUUUUAUCCCCACCCCCUAAUUCACACUUAAUUAAAAUCAUAUUGGCAAACAAAAACAACUUGCUUCAAGACUCAUCUUUUUGAAAACGGGACUCAAAAGACCAGAUAGUGAAGUUUGUAUGAAAAAAAACUUUAUUAAAAAUACAUUUACAACACAUGGGGUGGGGGGUGGGGGGAGGCAGGAGUGAGGGAGAGGGACAGCUUAUUCAUUCUGUGAGAUAUUUCUUUAAAAAGUGGUUAUAUUACAUACAAGAUUCACACUCAUGUUUGGUACAUUUUUACAUUUGUGACGGAAAAGAGACGGGAACGCUGCCUGCGAACUGGACACGAGCCGACAGACGGGGUGUAAUGCGCUCGCGCUUCAUCUGGGAAUUAAUCCCGUGUUUGCGAUUUAUGAGGGUUUAAAAUACACUCACAAUAUAGCACUACAUUCAUACAUUUUAGGUUUAAUGACCUCAAACAACUGAUCAAUGAUUCAAGUCAUUAGAGCUUUCUUUUUCUCUGGCUUAAUUACAACUUAGAUGUUGUAAUGAAAACCAUUUAUGUGGGAAACUGGUAUUUACAGUAACUUCAACAGGACUUGAAAGCAGCAUUAUCAGAGGUUGAUAGAAAAGAUCUGCAGACAAAAAUCUGGGCUGCGUUCGAAAUCAAAUGACGCAAAGACAACACAUUUCUUGUACUUAAAUUGGAUCAUUUUUCUGUAAAAAACAAAA